GGAAGAUAGGGGUUUAAGAGCGGGAGGUUUUCGACGCGAAGCUGAUAAGGCCGUUCUCAAUGGAGGCAAUUGGGUCUCAGUCUCUGCUCUCCUUCUCCUCUAAUCUCUGCAAAACAAAAGUUGUUAUUAAUGCAAAUGUUAACAAUGUUAAAGUCAAUGGGAGAUUGAAGAUAGUGUGCCAGGGCAUGUUAGCUCCAAGAAAGUUUAUGCAGAGGAGGAAGAAAGUGGAAGUUUUUAAAGAUGCUGCCGAUGAAGCAAAACAGAAGAACUGGAGAAGGUUGAUGAAAGAAAUAGAAGAUGAAGGUUCAGCAGUGUCUGUUCUCAGAAACCAAAGGAACAAAGGGGAUCCGCUUCCUAGGGAUCUAGUUCUUGGUACCCUUGUGAGAUUCAAGCAGCUGAAGAAAUGGAACCUUGUUGCUGAGAUUCUUGAUUGGCUUAGAUGCCAGCACUGGUGGGACUUCAGUGAGAUGGAUUUUUUGAUGCUCAUCACAGCAUAUGGAAAGCUAGGAGAUUUUAACAGGGCAGAGAGGGUGUUGAAAUAUAUGAACAAGAAAGGUUACACGCCUAGUGUGAUAUCUCACACUGCCUUGAUGGAAGCAUAUGGCAGAGCUGGACAAUUCAAUAAGGCUGAAACAGUGUUCCGAAGGAUGCAGUUGUCAGGUCCUGAGCCGUCACCAGUGACAUACCAGAUAAUCCUUAAAACCUUCGUCGAGGGAAAUAAAUUUAACGAAGCUGACGCUGUUUUUCAAAGCCUUUUGACUGAAGAGAGAGCUCCUUUCAAGCCUGAUCAGAAAAUGUUUCAUAUGAUGAUUUACAUGUACAAGAAGGCAGGAAACUAUGACAAAGCUCGGAAAAUAUUUGGUCAAAUGGCUGAUAGGGGAAUCUCCCAAUCCACUGUUACAUUCAAUAGCCUUAUGUCCUUUGAGACCAGCUACAAGGAGGUGUCUAAUAUUUAUGACCAGAUGCAAAGGGCUGGACUUCGACCUGAUGUUGUCAGCUAUGCACUACUUAUAAAGGCAUAUGGAAACGCCAGACGGGAGGAUGAAGCCUUGGCAGUCUUUGAAGAGAUGUUGGAUGCUGGUGUGAGGCCAACACGCCAAGCAUAUAACAUUUUGCUUGACGCAUUCGGAAGAUGUGGAAUGGUAGAAGAAGCUAAGACAGUUUUCAAGAGUAUGAGAAGGGACCGGUGCAAUCCCGACCUCUGCUCUUAUGCAACUAUGCUGUCUGCAUAUGUGAAUGCCUCCAAUAUGGAAGGUGCCGAAAAAUUCUUUAAGAGACUGAAAGACGACAGAUUACAACCUAAUGUUGUUACCUAUGGGACACUGAUGAAAGGUUAUGCAAAAGAAAAUGACCUCGAGAAAGUAAUGCAGGUAUAUGAGCGAAUGCGGAUGGAAGGCGUUGAAGCUAAUCAGACCAUCUUUACUACAAUCAUGGAUGCCCACGGCAAGAACUCCGACUUUGGUAGUGCUGUUAUUUGGUUCAAAGAGAUGUGUUCUCGUGGACUCCCACCGGACCAGAAAGCGAAGAACAUCCUGCUCUCAUUGGCUAAGGCACCUGAAGAACAAGCUGAGGCUAGAGUGCUGGUGGGUGAAUCUGUUAGCAAGCUUUCGCUCAAUACAGUAAAUGAGCUUUCUCAGGUUCUUGACGAUGACGAUGACGGGGAGCAGGAGGAGGAUGAUGAUGUCUCCGCUCCUGAUCUUGGUAACACUACUGGUGAAAAGUUGAACGAGUUUGAUGACGAUGAUGAAGACGAUGAGGAUGAUGUCGAUACCAGUUUGGAUUCUUUUGAUGCCAAUCAUCUUAUAAGUUCCAGAGGUUGAAAGUUUUGAUAUCUGUAUCAUUUGAUUGCAUGUAUAGAAAUUAUUUUCUCAAGUCUUAUCUUUUCUGAGACAAUGUCUUUGAGGAAUUUGGAAUUCCAACAGAUUCUUGCA
This is a messenger RNA of Dioscorea cayenensis subsp. rotundata (Guinea yam), 1931 nucleotides long. Its product is annotated as pentatricopeptide repeat-containing protein At3g59040. Bases 60 to 1820 code for a protein of 586 amino acids. Lineage: Eukaryota; Viridiplantae; Streptophyta; Magnoliopsida; Dioscoreales; Dioscoreaceae. The transcript has 7 exons. Gene Ontology annotation, molecular function: protein binding. The record is from RefSeq and is a predicted model, not a curated record.